Perkinsus marinus ATCC 50983 is the source of this 969-nucleotide messenger RNA. Its product is annotated as protein SVS1 precursor, putative. The transcript has a single exon. Lineage: Eukaryota; Perkinsozoa; Perkinsida; Perkinsidae. Bases 1 to 969 code for a protein of 322 amino acids. The record is from RefSeq and is a predicted model, not a curated record.
AUGAGCAACACCACUGAGUGCGACGCUGGAUGUGCUGCUACCUAUCCCGGGUCCUAUUGUAAGUACUGGCAGACACCUAGCACGUGCUUUGGCUCAAAUGAACCAUGCUCCUGCGGAACGAGUGGAACGACUGAAGCUCCCCGUAACUGUGAUGCUGGUUGUGCUUCGGAUACCCCCGGCUCCUAUUGCAAGUACUGGGCUAAACCCAGCCUCUGUCAUUCAUCCAAUGCGCCAUGCACAUGCGAGGUUGAUCCAGUUACCACUACUUCUGGUGAAACCACCGAUGAGGUCACAGAGACUCCUGUGGUUCAAGAAAGCACUACAGACGUCAUCGAGGAAACUAGUACGGCCGCUUCUAUUGCUGUUGACACCACCGAAAUAACCAGUACCGCCAUUGUAACCGAUGAAGUAGCCACCACUACUGCAGCUACCGCCACUGAUGAGAUCCCUGUUUCCACUACUGCUGAGGAGGCCACCGAUGCCUCAGCGACCACGGAUUCUCCAGUUACGGCUACCGCUGUCGCCACCACGGCCGAGGUCAUCACCGAGGCCCCGGCUACCGCUGUCGCCACCACGGCCGAGGUCACCACCGAGGCCCCGGCUACCGCUGUCGCCACCACGGCCGAGGUCAUCACCGAGGCCCCGGCUACCGCUGUCGCCACCACGGCCGAGGUCAUCACCGAGGCCCCGGCUACCGCUGUCGCCACCACGGCCGAGGUCAUCACCGAGGCCCCGGCUACCGCUGUCGCCACCACGGCCGAGGUCACCACCGAGGCCCCGGCUACCGCUGUCGCCACCACGGCCGAGGUCAUCACCGAGGCCCCGGCUACCGCUGUCGCCACCACGGCCGAGGUCAUCACCGAGGCCCCGGCUACCGCUGUCGCCACCACGGCCGAGGUCAUCACCGAGGCCCCGGCUACUACCAUUGAAGCGAUUAACGCUGAGACUACUUUCAGUCCGAGUACGUAG